UCUCUCUCUCUCUGCGUCGGCUUCCCAACAUUUUCCUUUAUUCUGUCGUUUAGCUCUCCACUUUUUCCACCUUUCUUCCUCAUCACCCACUUUCCUCUUCCAAUUUGCACCUUCACUCAAAUUUCAUCCCAAAAAUCCUCAGCUUCUCGGUCAUCUCUGGCUUGACUUACAGCGAUCAUGUCUUCCCACGUCAAAGAAACUGCUGAUGGGGAUAUAGAGAAAGUGUUGGUGAGCCCCAAGAAGAGCCACAAUCCGUUGGCGGACAUAUCACCCGCGCCAUCACCAUCUUCAUCUACUGCCCCGGCUCUAGUUCUAUCGAAUUCAGGGAAGCGGAUCGACCAGGCUGGGAGGAAGAAGUACGUGAAACAGGUGACUGGGCGCCACAAUGAUACGGAGCUGCAUUUGGCUGCUCAGAGGGCUGAUCUCGCAGCUGUGAGGCAGAUACUCGAAGAUAUUAAUUCUCAAAUGGUGGGGACUUUGAGUGGUGCGGAAUUUGACCAGGAGGUUGCGGAGAUCAGGGCUUCACUCGUGAGCGAGGGUAAUGAGUUGGGAGAGACUGCGUUGUUUACUGCUGCGGAGAAAGGGCAUCUGGAUGUGGUUAAGGAGCUGAUCAAAUAUGCCAACAAGGAAACACUCGCGAAGAAGAAUAGGUCUUUGUUUGAUCCUCUGCAUAUAGCUGCGAGUCAAGGGCAUCAUGCAAUUGUGCAAGUGCUAUUGGAUCAUGACCCGAGUUUGAGUAAAACUAUUGGCCCGUCAAAUGCAACUCCUCUUAUAACUGCCGCUACUAGAGGUCAUAGCGCAGUAGUAGAUGAGCUCCUGUCGAAGGACUGCAGCUUGCUAGAAAUUGCUAGAUCAAAUGGGAAGAACGCGUUGCACUUGGCUGCUAGACAAGGGCAUGCGGACAUUGUCAAGGCGUUGCUCGACAAAGAUCCACAGUUAGCUAGGAGGACGGACAAGAAGGGGCAGACAGCACUGCAUAUGGCCGUUAAAGGGGUUAACUCGGAAGUUGUUAAACAUCUCUUAGAUGCUGAUGCAGCUAUAGUAAUGCUCCCAGACAAGUUUGGUAACACUGCUUUGCACAUAGCUACGAGGAAAAAGCGAGCAAAGAUUGUUAGUCUGUUACUACGCCUGCCCGACACCAAUGUGAAUGCACUGAACCGAGACGGCAAGACAUCUCUUGACAUUGCGGAAGAACUUCCGCUAUCAGAAGAGUCAUCUGAGAUUAAGGAGUGCCUUUGUCGUUAUGGUGCUGUUAGAGCUAAUGAAUUGAAUCAGCCUCGAGACGAGCUGCGGAAUACCGUGACUCAAAUCAAGAAUGACGUCCACAUCCAGCUCGAGCAAACAAAGAGGACGAACAAGAAUGUCCACGGCAUCGCCAAAGAGCUGAGGAAGCUCCACCGAGAAGGCAUCAACAACGCCACCAACUCGGUGACCAUCGUUGCCGUCCUCUUCGCAACCGUCGCCUUCGCGGCCAUCUUCACCGUGCCUGGUGGAGAUGACAAUCAUGGAAUGGCCGUGGUAGUCGGAAGCAUCUCCUUCAAAAUAUUCUUCAUCUUCAACGCAAUUGCCCUCUUCACAUCCCUAGCUGUAGUCGUGGUUCAGAUCACGUUGGUUAGAGGCGAGACGAAGGCUGAGAGACGCGUGGUAGAGGUCAUCAACAAACUGAUGUGGCUGGCCUCCGUCUGCACUUCCGUGGCAUUCAUAGCCUCCUCUUACAUUGUGGUCGGGCGUAAGCAUCAGUGGGCUGCAAUACUGGUCACAGUUGUCGGAGGAGUCAUAAUGGCCGGGGUUCUCGGGACCAUGACCUACUAUGUGGUGAGGUCGAAGAGGAUAAGGUCGAUGAGGAAGAGAGAGAAACACGCCCGGAGCGGCUCGAACUCAUGGCAUCACUCUGAGUUUUCUAAUUCUGACAUCGACAGGAUUUAUGCACUCUGAGGUAUCAAAUUGUCUUGCAGAAAUGGAGAUAUUACAUUUACUACACAAGAAUCACUUCAAACGACGAAACUGGAGGUGUUGCGACUGGAGCAAUCGCCUCUAGACGAACGUCUUGUGACUUCCCACUACAUCUCUGCAUAUCCCUUAAUUUCUGGACAUGAGGUAUGUUAACCUUUCUUAGCUGCUGAUGGUGCUAUAUAUGUAGUUCCCCGUCAAAGGGCUUCGUAGAGGCUAAAACACGUCGUGGGAGCUCAUUUUCGUUGUCGAUAUAGCAUGAAUGGGUCAGGAAUUUCUAAGACAGCUACGCCAUACUGGAAUUGCUAUCUCGCAUUUCUGAAACUGAUUAGAUAUGUAAAUUCUGUUGCUGUUUUGUAAGCCAAAUGAAUUCUGGCUAAAUGUAUUAAAAUUGCCUUUUCAACAAAGGCCAGAUUGUAAAUUUGUGCCUUUUCCCCUUU
This is a messenger RNA of Salvia splendens (bonfire salvia), 2390 nucleotides long. Its product is annotated as ankyrin repeat-containing protein ITN1. The transcript has 4 exons. The record is from RefSeq and is a predicted model, not a curated record. NCBI's taxonomy places the organism in Eukaryota, Viridiplantae, Streptophyta, Magnoliopsida, Lamiales, Lamiaceae. The coding region runs from base 178 to 1935 and encodes 585 amino acids. Gene Ontology annotation, cellular component: plasma membrane. Gene Ontology annotation, molecular function: protein binding.